GCGCCCAAAGAAAGCAACGCCAGCGUCGUUCUCCGUUCUCCUCCUCCACAAACACUUUGCUCGGCUGUGUCCGAGGAAAAGCCACAAUAAUAUCAAGCGGAAGAACCUCGACAAACCAAAAAGCAGAAAGCAGAUUGAAAAUAAUUAAUAUUCGUGCCAAACGGGGCAAAAAUCUUGUAAAAAUAAUCAAGAUACCGAAACAUGUGAACUGCUGGAAAAGGAAAACAAGAAAAAAAAGCUCUUGAGAAAAAACAGCAAAUGUGAAAAGAAAAUUUCAAUUACUCUUUUAUUGAAAUUUAUUAAGCAAGAUUUAAGGCGUUGACAUUUUUAUUUGCCCAACAACAAAAACGUCUCUGUAUUCAAAUCAAGAGACCCUGUGAUCAAAAAUCAACACGAAAGUGAACUGAAGUGAAUUCAUUGUGAUAAUAAAUCUAGUUAGACUGAUUAAAUUAGAGAUUAACAGCAAAGCAGAAUGACUCCGAGGCUUAUAACUUAUAUUUUGUGCGGCAUGCGCCAUCCCACAACUGGGCUGAACGAAGACGACUUGAGUCGUCUCACUGGUUCAUCAUCGUCGACGGCCUCGUGCGGCAGCGCAGCCUCGUCAUCGUCCUCCUCCUCAUCCUCGUCGUCCGCAGCCACUGCAGCCCGCAAUGAGGGGGUUCGGAGCCCGGAGAAGCCCAUGCCAGCCCUGGCAGGUCCUGGUGAGCCCCUCAAGAGCCAUCUGAAUAGUGGCUUCAACUCCACCUACCUGCCCGAGAUCAUACAUCCGGCACUGGAAUGGCAGAAGUCAUCGCGCAAGCGCAAGGAGCGUUUGGACAGCAGCUCGGCCUUUGGCCAGGAUCGCAAGCUACAGCGCAGCAACAGCGAGGAGCUGCUCACAGACGGCGGACCGGUGGCCAUUGUGGCAACAGCGGCCACUGGCUGCCAGACCGCUGCCGCCGCCGCCCAUCUCCUGGAGGCCCAGUGCGAUGCCAUCCGUCGCGUUUCCUCCGAGGAUUUUAAGCGCACGGCCAGCUAUGCCAGCUACCGGCAGGAGUUCGAGCGCGAGCAGGAAGAGGCCUCGGAGCUGGGGGAAAAUAAUGCCUCACUGGCCAACUUGCCAACGGGAGAGGCGGCCAAGGAGCGACCCCGCCUGGAGACCAGUCCAGCGCGUCAGCCGCUGGCCAAGGAGACCAGCGAUGACUCCGAGUGCGAGCACGAGCGGCGUCGCAGCAGCGAGCGCUUCUGCAAGUCCCGCCAGCCGCCGGUGCGCAAGUCCGGUGUGGCCAAGAAGGGCAGCGGGGCCGGAGGCAGUGGCUCCAAGUACCUGCCCUCGCGGCGGGAUGAGCAGAGCGCCUACAAGUACGAUCUGUCGGCCCUAAAGUACGAACGCCGAGGUUUCAUCAGCAGCAGGAAACAGCAACAACAGCAGCAGCAGCAACAGCAGCAGCAGCAACAGCAGCAGCAGCAGGAUCACAACGACAACAAUUUGAUAGACUUCCAUCAGCAGCAAAAGGAGCUGCAGACCAAGAGGAGCGCCAGCAUCUCACCCACGCCCACCACCAGCUCCUCGGCGGGCAGCGACGACAGCACGCCCACUUCCAACGCCGCCCCGGCGCCCAUCAAGGCCAAGCCCCAGCGGCAGCAGCAGAGCCUGGAUCUCACAUCAGCCCAGGAAUCGCUGCCCUGGGAGCGAGGAGAUGAACCGGCUCCCAUCCUGAGCCGUCGCUAUGCCCACUCUCGCCCCCACAUCGGUGGAAACCUCGAUGCAGCUGCUCAGCUUGCCAAGGCCAUGCCGUAUCCCCAGCAACUGCCCAAGCAGGCGGCCACAGUUCAGCUUCAUGCCGACAUCGGUGACAUGGACAUGGAGCCCAUGGAUGCAGUGCGUGCGUUCAGUUCGCUGGAGAAUAUGCGCACCCGGGAUGUGAUGCAGCAGGUGCUGCCCGCCAUGAUGGUUGCCUUCCAGACGCCCGAUGAGCGCCUCAAGUCCAUUAAUCGCCGGGUGACAGUGCUGAAGAAGAAGCUGGUGCAGCUGGAGGAGUCGCUGGAGCAGCGUCUGGGCUACAGGCCAUCGCAGGCGGAGCGACUGAACGACAAGUACAUGAAGAACGCUCUGGCGGAGUUGAGCAAGCUGCGCAAGGAACGGCAUGAGCUCAAGACUGAUCCCAUCGCGGCACUGGGCCUCAAGGUGGGCAGCGGAGGCGUCGGCGGGAGCAUUGCUGGCCAGGAAGUGGCCAAGAAGCUGGAGCGCAUGAAGGCCACCCUUGCUGAAAUCGAGCAGAACCUCAACGAGAAGCGCUUGAAUGGUCAUCGCUCCGAGCAGCUGGAGGAUCUGAAUGCCGACCAGCUGGUGCAGGAGAAGAGUGCCGUGCAGCAUGGUCUGCUCUACUUUGAGAGUCUGUACGGUCAUCCCAUCACCAAAGAGGAACGCGAUGCCGCCCGACCGCUCUAUGAUCGCUAUCGGCAGCUGAAGCGUUUGGUUGCCCGCACAGUGAUGUUCGGUGCGGGCACAGGGGUGCCAGAGCUUCCAACAAUUCUGGAGCAUGAGGCCAUGGUGUUUGAGGCCACUUCCACGCCACUGCAGUAUUCAUCGAACAACAGCACCGAGACCACCAACUCGCCCAGCGACUCGAAUGCGCCAAAUACUCUUACACAGAAUGCUUCCUCCGAUGAGUCGACGACCACCACCACAUUGACUGGUCCGGCGGUCGGAGUGGCUGCCUCGCCUUUGGAAUCGGCGGCGGCCAGCGAGAAUAUCUCGUCGCUGAGUCUGGAACAACUGUGGGAGCAGCUGGAUCGCGUGCGGGACGAGAAGGCCCUGCUGAAGGCCACCAUUAGGGAGUACGAGUCGCUGUUCGAGGAGCAGAACGGUCGCAAGAUGCUGAAGCAAGAUCGCCGGUCGCUGGAGACGGAAACUUAUGCCCAGUACAAGGAGAAGAAGGCCAAGGUCCGGCUGCUGCAGGCGCUGAUCAAGAAGCACAUUGGCCAGUAAACCUGGAUAUCCUCCUUCCAUUAUUCACAACACAACACGCAUACGAAACUUAUUUAUUUCAUACCAACCUAGACUUGUACGCAUAUUAUAUGUAGUUUUUAGACUUACAUUUACCAUAUAUUCUAUAAUGAUACAUUUUAUGAAUAUUGUUGAUUCCUUAUUGUUUUUUUAAAAACAUCUAUUGAGUAAUUGUAAUAAACGAAACCCCAAACAAAAAGAGGAAAGUGAUUGGAGAAACGAAAAGAGAGUAGCCGCAAUACAUUUGAUUCAGAUUCGACCCAAUAUAUGUAUCUACCAUUCAGACUCCCGCACGGAAUUGAUAUAUAUUUGUAACACCCCCUUACUCUCUCCCCUCUCGCACUAGAAUCAUACUUCAGUUCGAUGUAAAUCGUCAUUGAUGUUAAAAAAUGACUGUAUUUGGCCUUAGUUGUCCCACUCCAAAGCGGGGAGCACACACACCUCAUUUGAUUAGAGCUACUCUACAAUAUAUAUAUAUAUAUAUAUAUGAAUAUAUAGUUUGUAACGAUCUAAGGAGCAAAUCAAAUAAUUCGAGAACAGAAAACCUUUAUAAAUGUUGUCUGGUAGCAAUGAACCUUUUAUAUCGACGAUAUCCUAACUAGAGACUCUAGAGAUCUGUAAACAAUAUUACCCAAGGCAUUAUCUAGUUGUGCUUUCCAUUAAAUGUUUCAGUGUGCAAAACCGCACGCAACCCCCAUAAAAACUCCUCAAGAUCAGAAUUAGGGAUAUAAUUCGAUAUUCUGUCUGAUAUAUCGGACCAAUAUAAUCGGAAAGGGACAAAUAAAUUGAGUAACAUUUUUCAGAUAUUUUCAAUAUCAACUUAUCAAAAGAAACAAUAUAAUUCGAUAUGAUACGAUACGAACAAUAUUUUGGCUGAUAUAUCAUAUCGGACUAUUCCCUUCAACAUACAUCCCUAAUCAGAACCUUUGGAGUCGAGAGGAUCACAAGUUAGCAUCGGUUGCAGACCCAGAGACCUUCUCUGGGCAUUUGGUAAACGAUUUGAUUUUGUUGUGCGAAAAAGCAAUUGGGUUUUUUGAAAGUGUAUAACCCCCCGCCCCUAAGCCAUGCAUACGAUAACUAUAUAUUAUUAUAUAUACUUAUAUAUAUAUAUAUGGAAUAUUUACAAAGAUAAAGCCAAGCAAAUACAUAUGUAACGUAUAUAUAUUUACAUGUUUACAUAUAUAUACACACAUAUAGGACUCAACAUUUACAAAUUGAAUAUUCUUAUAUAUGUAGAGCCCACUGAGCUGGGCCACAGAAAGCAUUAAAGUAUCUCCCAGCUAACCGAAGCGAUUGAAUGUCUAUGA
Molecule: messenger RNA, 4296 nt
Organism: Drosophila serrata
Lineage: Eukaryota; Metazoa; Arthropoda; Insecta; Diptera; Drosophilidae
Product: protein FAM13A
Source: RefSeq, a predicted model, not a curated record